Messenger RNA from Penicillium olsonii, 1695 nucleotides. NCBI's taxonomy places the organism in Eukaryota, Fungi, Ascomycota, Eurotiomycetes, Eurotiales, Aspergillaceae. The record is from the annotation of a GenBank genome assembly.
AUGGGUAAAGGAACGGAUAAGCUCUACAUCACACACUCCGAGUGGGCGUCAGAGGAUGCCUAUUCAGCCAGUGCAGGCGCUGGUGUUUCCAAAGCCAAAAGGACCGGUCCGCACGCCGCGUUCAAGCGGUUGCCGUUCAAUUUCUGCUCCCUCUCCCUCCAACCGUUCUCGCAUCCAGUUUGCACGCAAAAUGGAACGCUUUUCGACCUUACCAACAUUCUCCCUUGGAUCAAGAAACACGGGACCAACCCUGUCGACGGGUCGCCGCUGAAGAGCUCGGAAUUGAUCAAGCUGACGCUUGCAAAGAACGAGGAUGGCGACUAUGUGGAUCCGGUAACAUUCAAGAUCUUGACCGAUAACACACAUAUUGUUGCACUCCGGAAUACAGGCAACGUCUUCUCAUGGGAUACUGUGGAACGGUUGAACAUCAAGGGGAAGUUGUGGCGCGACUUGGUCACAGACGAGGAAUUCAGCCGGAAGGAUAUCAUCACAUUGCAGGACCCGCAAAAUAUCGAGUCGCGCAACCUGAGCUCCUUCAACUACAUCAAAGAAGGAGAGAAGGGUGUCGUGGAAGACCAGCAGGCUUCCGGCAGUGUGAACGCGAAUGCGCUCGGCAGCUCGGCAAAGAUCUUAAAAGCGAAAGAAGCUGUGGCGAAGGCUCGAGCUGAGCGUGCCCAGCAAGCUGGAUCUGCUCCAGCUGGCUCUAACGCUGUCUCAAAGCCUGUGGCUACGAAUACCAAGACCGGCGCCGCUCAGUCAGGAAAGCCUACACCCUACAAUGCCGCCAAAUUCACCACUGGAAAGGCGGCUGCUUCGUUCACUAGUACGGGGCUGACACCACACACUUCCGCCGAGCUUGCAUUGCUGUCGGAGGAGGACUUUAUGCUCAAGCGCGGUCGCGUCAAGGCCAAGGCUUACGCACGCAUUGAAACCACCGCUGGUCAUCUGAACCUGGAGCUCUAUCCUGAGUAUGCCCCCAAAACCGUGUGGAACUUCAUCCAACUGGCCAAAAAAGGCUACUAUAAGAAUGUGCCUUUCCAUCGCAACAUCAAGGGUUUUAUGCUUCAAGGUGGUGAUCCCACUGGCACUGGGCGCGGCGGCGAGAGCAUCUGGGGUAAAUACUUUGCCGAUGAGUUUGACGGUCCACUGAAGCACGAUGGUCGGGGGACACUGAGUAUGGCCAACAAGGGCAAGAACACGAACAGCAGUCAGUUCUUCUUUGCCUAUCGGGCCCUACCCCAUCUGAACCUCAAACACACCAUCUUUGGCCGUAUCAUCGAUGAUCCUACGCCGUCAUCUGCUACUUUGAAUUCACUCGAGACGCACCCCGUGGAGGCAAACACGAACCGGCCAAUUCCCGAAGUCCGCAUCCAGGAUAUCACCGUCUUCGUCGACCCAUUUGAGGAAUUCCUCGCUCAACGGCGGGCGGAAGAGUCGCGCGCUUCGGGCGCCACUGGCCCGUCUGCCGAGGAAGAGGAAGAAAGCGCGCGUCGCGCGGAAGACGAUCAAGUCACUUGGACUGGAAAGCGAGUUCGCGGUGGCGCUGAGACAAAAGAGAGCACUGGUGGCGUUGGAAAGUAUCUACAAGCCGCAUUAGCGAGUCGGGGGGAGGAUGAGAUUGUGGAUGAGGCCGAGCCGGAACCUGUCCGUAAAAAGGUCAAAUCGGGGGGUUAUGGCGACUUUAGUUCCUGGUGA